Messenger RNA from Pteronotus mesoamericanus, 645 nucleotides. It is a transcript of the gene TMEM239, whose product is annotated as transmembrane protein 239. The coding region runs from base 1 to 645 and encodes 214 amino acids. The record is from RefSeq and is a predicted model, not a curated record. The transcript is spliced from 3 exons. Lineage: Eukaryota; Metazoa; Chordata; Mammalia; Chiroptera; Mormoopidae.
AUGGAGUCCGGGUCACAAUGGGACUCCUCUGGAGAGGGUGGGGGAAGAGAGAGAGGGGCUCAACUCUGGCUGCCAGGCCGUCCUGGGUACUGCAGGAAGCAACAUGACUUAGCUACCUGCCCUGAGGUCCCGUGUAUCUCCAGGGCUGCUCCUGCAGCUGGACUAGCCCUCUCCCCAGGUGCACCAUCUGUGAUGCAGCAGCCUCGAGUGGAGACAGAUGCCAUCGGGGCCGGUGAGGGGCCGCAGCGGGCAGUGCCCUGGUCUGCCUGGGUCACACGGCAGGGCUGGGCGCGUUGGUGCACGUACCAUGUGCCCCAGAGCUGGAUCCAGUGGUGGACCACAUCGGGCUGGCGGCAACCGCUGCGGCGCGUGCUGUGGGGCCUGGAGGGGAUUCUCUACCUGCUGCUGGCACUGAUGCUGUGCCAUGCGCUCUUCACUACCGGCUCCCACCUGCUCAGCUCCCUGUGGUCCGUUGUGGCUGCCGCGUGGCGCCACCUGCUGCCCGCCAUCCUGCUGCUGGUGCUCAGUGCCCUUCCAGCCCUGCUCUUCACCAUUUCCUUCCUGCUGCUGUUCUCUACGCUGCUGAGCCUCGUGGGCCUCCUCAUCUCCAUGUCUCACCCAGGCCACGUUCAGGACUUGGACUAA